AUGGGCGAAGGUCCACGAAAUGAUAUUUUCUAUAAUCGUUUCGGAAAUAUUCUUUUGGUUUGUGGUUUUGGCAAUAUUUCUGCGGGUAAAAUGGAAUUCUGGAAUGUCGAUGAAAGGAAAGAAAUCCUUAGGAUAGAUGUGCCGAAUACGACGUUCCUCGAAUGGGCACCAGAUGGUCAACAUUUAAUGACGGCCACAACAACACCGCGAUUAAGAAUUGAUAAUUGUUAUCGAAUUUGGCAUUAUAGUGGACGUUUAAUCCAUCAGGCAUCUUUUGAUUACCCUAAAGAACUUUGGCAG
Messenger RNA from Anisakis simplex (herring worm), 300 nucleotides. Lineage: Eukaryota; Metazoa; Nematoda; Chromadorea; Rhabditida; Anisakidae. The record is from the annotation of a GenBank genome assembly.